AUGCCUGCUGCCACGAAAGCCGACUCGCGCUCACCUUCACCAACUCCUGCCCCGCCGAUUGCCGACGCGCCAGGUCCACGCGCGCAAGGCCUGAUCAAUGUCUUCAAUCAGGCUUCAAAGGCGACCCUCGACAAAUGUUCGUCGAGAAAUUUCGCAGCAUGCUUUCCAACAGCUGCACAGUACAGCCCGGAGGUGCUGGACAACCUCAGAGGUCAAAUCUUAGACCAGCUAGACCGCACAUGGAAGACCAACUUUGAAGACAUCAUGGCGCGGAGGAAUGUUGUGAAGCUUUUGAACUCGUUGGAUCAGUGCAUCGAGGAUGCGAAGUUGAGGAAGAAGCGGGCUGAGCUCAGUGCAAAUGGCGGGCCUGUAGAGACGCCUGUACCACCCCAUACUCUCACACCCGCGGAGAUACACCUCGCUCAUCUCAUGCCCUUCAUCGAAAAGCAAGCGGCCGAAAUGAAUGCCAAACUUGCCGAAACACAACAAUCGAAUACAGAGCUUUUGUCGACAGUCACUGCACAGCGCGCUGAGAUUGAAGCACUGGUGAGAGGACUGGAUAACGUCAUUCAGGACUUGGAAGUUAGUGCGCAAUUGGUGGCCCAGGAUGACGUGCAAGAUCUUAGCAAAGAAAUCAAGGUCCUCGAAACAGAGAUGCGGCCCUGA
This is a messenger RNA of Plenodomus lingam JN3, 666 nucleotides long. The record is from RefSeq and is a predicted model, not a curated record. NCBI's taxonomy places the organism in Eukaryota, Fungi, Ascomycota, Dothideomycetes, Pleosporales, Leptosphaeriaceae.